Messenger RNA from Gamsiella multidivaricata, 938 nucleotides. RefSeq lists its product as uncharacterized. The transcript is spliced from 5 exons. Gene Ontology annotation, biological process: endoplasmic reticulum to Golgi vesicle-mediated transport; vesicle fusion. Gene Ontology annotation, molecular function: SNAP receptor activity; SNARE binding. The record is from RefSeq and is a predicted model, not a curated record. Bases 155 to 823 code for a protein of 222 amino acids. Lineage: Eukaryota; Fungi; Mortierellomycota; Mortierellomycetes; Mortierellales; Mortierellaceae. Gene Ontology annotation, cellular component: SNARE complex; endoplasmic reticulum membrane; ER to Golgi transport vesicle membrane.
AUCAUCUACAUUUUCCACUCUACCCUUGCAUCUUUAACGACUCUUGCCUCUUUUAUUGUUCAUCGUCCAGUUCUUUUAUCUCUUUUUCUACUUUUUGCAUCAACCUGCGAAAGACCUUUACUAUUAUUCGCCACUCUUCAACACACGCACGUCCAUGAACUCUCUAUACAACCAUGCUUUGAAGCAGGUCAACGCCCUGCAGCGGGAUCUCGAAAAGUUCCAGUCGGGCGAGGAUACCAGUGUUGCUCUUCAAGGCCAGAUCACAGCGACCGUCAAUGCCUUCAAGCGUUCAAUCGACGACUAUGACGCCAUGGCCAAGAAGGAGAUGAUCGACGUCAAGCGGGAGAAGGCAUUCGCUCGCGUCACCAAGUUUAGGGAGGACUACGAUGCCAUCAACAGGAGUUUUGCACAAUUGAAGAGUCGAGAAGAACAGCUUUCUCAUGGAAGGAAUCGCACCCAGUUGCUGGAAAGAAGGCAAUCACGGAUGACGGUUCCGGUCGAACAUCCGUACCAAGCAACAUCCGCCUCUCCAUACUUACAGCAGGCUCAUGCCCUCCGAGAGCGAGACUUUGUGUCAAAGACAGGCCAACAGCUGGAUGAUAUGCUGCAUCAAGGAACGGCGGCACUCAACGAUCUCUUCCACCAACGCACAACACUCAAAUCGACGCAGCGCAAGAUGUUGGAUGCUGCCAAUACCCUUGGACUGUCCCGUAAUGUCAUUCAGCUCAUCGAGCGCAGGAGUUCUGAAGACAAGUGGAUCUUUUACGCCGGCGUUGUCAUCACCCUGUUGGCCAUGUGGGCCAUUAUCCACUAUCUCACCUAAGAAAAAAAAAAAAAAAAAAACAGCAGCCAUUGGACGCACGACUUACUAGUCUCGACCCUUUGCCAGGAUUUUGGAAUGAUGGACAAUCAUUGGGGAUCGGAUCCAGCAGACGGGC